This is a messenger RNA of Saccoglossus kowalevskii, 1695 nucleotides long. It is a transcript of the gene foxB1, whose product is annotated as forkhead box B1. Lineage: Eukaryota; Metazoa; Hemichordata; Enteropneusta; Harrimaniidae. The record is from RefSeq and is marked provisional. Gene Ontology annotation, molecular function: RNA polymerase II cis-regulatory region sequence-specific DNA binding; DNA-binding transcription factor activity, RNA polymerase II-specific. Gene Ontology annotation, biological process: cell differentiation; regulation of transcription by RNA polymerase II; anatomical structure morphogenesis.
AGAGUUCCCACUUUACCUAACAAUAGCAAACGCGAACGGAGCCUCGCAUUCAAUCGAGCAGUUAUCUCGAUAGCCCCGACCUGAGCUGAAGUGGUCAUAAACCAACAGUCCUGAGAACAGUCGUAUUCGCCGCCUAACUACAGCGAAACGAAACGGCAGCUAUUUGUGAAUUGUGCAGCCCAAAAGAACCGACCGGUGCGUAAUCGGACAUACGGCUAUCAGCAGCAGCAGCUAUCAGCCUACAGUACGCGAGGCAGCACCAGCAGUAGGUAUUUUACUAUAUCUAGUAUACAUAUCGUGAACACAUGACUGUACUACGUGAUUUGAACUGAAGUAAGGAAUCAAUUGAUAGCGAAAACAAUUGACCAUGCCGCGACCAGGACGUAAUAGCUACAGCGAGGCAAAGCCACCGUAUUCCUACAUCGCGUUGACUGCCAUGGCAAUUCAGAGCUCGACGGAGAAAAUGCUACCUCUGAGCGAUAUAUACAAGUUUAUAAUGGACCGUUUUCCAUUCUACCGUAAGAACACCCAGAGAUGGCAGAACUCACUCAGACACAAUUUGUCGUUCAAUGACUGUUUCAUUAAGAUACCUCGACGGCCUGAUCGACCUGGGAAAGGUAGCUAUUGGGCACUGCAUCCUUUUUGUGGUGACAUGUUUGAGAACGGUAGCUUUCUGAGGCGACGGAAGCGAUUCAAAUCGCCCCACCUUGCACAGCAGUUUGCGCAGAUACAGUCAGCUCUUGCUGCCGAACAGAUACCGAUGAAACCCGCCGACCCAUCACUAUUUUUCCAAGAACAAGCCAAAAUACGAUUGUCGGCGUUGGCGCCGGGAUCCCACAUACAGGGCUACCCAAAUAUUAACGCCACCGCGUUUAAGCAGCCGUUCACGAUCGAGAAUAUUAUGGCUCCAGAUUAUAAGGGACCUACGAUGCUUUCGAACCAGCCGCUCGUGCCACCAAUCACGAUGGGCGGAUUCCCAGCGCUUCCGAACGGCACAUCGUGGCCCGGUUCUGCCUAUAGUAACUGCAGCAACAUCGAUACAUGCCAAAUCAGUCACACCAACAGCGACUACCCUAGCCAGUUUAAUUCUGCGUGUUCUGCACUGAAGCCACCAUUCGGACAGACGCCGACGUUGUCAUUACCCAUGAAACCAACGCUUCAAAACGUGGGACCGCUACCUACGCAACACCCCGUCCCCGCGCACUCACACACUGGAACUCUAGUGCAAGCCGCACCACAAGCACACCACCACCAUCACCAUCACGCAGUGCACCACGGACACGUGAGUAGCCAAAAUCGAACUCUUACCAGCACGUUGAUGUCAACGCUGAAUCAUCAUUGACGUUCCCCCAGUUAGCUAAAAAAAAACGUCAACGAUCACCUGAGAAUGGUAUCUUUGUAUACAGAUAUGUAUAUUUCUUUUUCGUGGUUGUUUAUCUAUACAUACCACGUUAACAAAUAAACAUUUUAUUAUAAUUACCGUCAAGUUAAACUAUUAUAAAACAAACAUUUAGCAUUGAGUUGCCUAUUCGACUGUAACAAGUAAGUUACAUGGGAAAAAUCCUUUGCGUGGCGAAAGAGGACCGGUACUGAACGUAUAGCGACGAAGUUUUAGCUAAACGUAGCUUUUAGCGGAGAAAAAAAACUGAUCCAAAAUACUGCGGGAUAAAUUAAAGACAUUGUACAUAUUUCUCA